This is a messenger RNA of Gadus macrocephalus (Pacific cod), 7036 nucleotides long. RefSeq lists its product as uncharacterized. Bases 268 to 6345 code for a protein of 2025 amino acids. The transcript has 20 exons. Gene Ontology annotation, cellular component: cytoplasm. Lineage: Eukaryota; Metazoa; Chordata; Actinopteri; Gadiformes; Gadidae. Gene Ontology annotation, molecular function: exopolyphosphatase activity. The record is from RefSeq and is a predicted model, not a curated record.
AAAUGUAUCAUGCGCGCCCCCGCUGAAUCCUCUCCUCCCUGAGUCACACCCACUCCACCACGGUGCUGUGGGGGUAACUGGCGAGCCCCUGUAGAGGAUGGGAGGAGAGGACCAGCCCACCACCACACUCAUCUGAGAGUGCUGCAGUGAGCGCACAGCGGGAGAUUGCUGAGGCAUAAAGAACACAUAGGCUAUCAAAACACUACCAUCACUUUGGUCUAUGGAAAAACCACCAGCGGCGCCGCAUCGACGUUGUUGUUGGCCGACAUGGACGAUUAUUUGCGGAGCGUCAGAAGCACGUUGGGGGCAGGGGGAUGGGUCGCUGGCCGCGGCGUCCAUAUCGUCCUAGGGGGACCAGAGGUAGACGUGGACACGGUGGCCUCCACCUUGAGCCUAGCGCUCCACCUCAGUCAGAAGGACCCCACCGGGCCCUCCUUCUGUGUGCCUGUGCUGCGUGGUGGUGGUGGUGGUGGGGCGGGGUUGCCGGGGGAGACAGUGGAAUACCUGCAGAGGGUGGAGGUCAGCGAGAGCUCUCUGCUCUGGAGGGAGGACGUAGACCUAACGGAGCUCCAUCAGUCUGGGAGCCUCUCACUCACACUGCUGAGGGACGACGCGCUCAAUAGCUCUGAGCACAGUAUGCUGGCGUCCAGUGUGGUGCGAACGGUCCAUCGCCGCGGGCAACGAGAUGCGUGGCAGGAGGAGGAGGCGUCGUCUGCGGCGACCACAGUCGCCAGGGAGAUUCUUCAAGAGGCAGCGGAGCAUGUCCGAGGGGUUCUGGGGGAGGUGCUCGGAGAGGCUCUGAGGCUGCAGAAGGAGAGGUUGUGGGUCCAAGAUGGCCGCCAGUCUGCCCAGCUUGAGGAGUUGGUGCAUUCUCUGGAGAAAUGGCGUGAGGUCACUGCAGUUCACCACCCAAAAAAGCAUGCCAAGCUUCAUGAUAAAGACAUUGAGCAACAGCUAACGCAAAUGCUUAAGGAAUUCACGGAUGGAGAAUUCGUCCUAGCGCUCUCCUCCAUGACCAUGGAAUCCCAGGACUGGUAUGGAUACUUGGACCAGUUAAAAUCGUUCUGCCAUCGACAUACCUAUGACAGCCUGGUUGUGGUCAAGUACACAGAUCAACCUCAACCCCCAAUGGUGCUGGUGUAUUCGGACAACAGCGACAUUCUAAAUCAGAUAUGCUGUGAGUUGGAGGAGUCUUUGAUCUGUCCCCAGUCAGUGAUGCUGGAGGCUGAGGAAUUCAUCCAAGGCUGUCUGCAGGUCUACCAUCUCCCUGGAGACAUCUUCACCUCAGCCAGCAUGGCCGCUGAGCUGGAGGAAGGGCUCCGCAGCCAACUCAAAGCUUUUGUUGAACGGCGUAGCUUUGUGCUGGCCUGCCACCCCAGCAGCAGGACCUCUUCCACAGAGGGCGUAGCCGGUAGCGUUGAGUUCUCCCAAGGCUCUUCAGGAAUCACAGACAUGUAUGGCUCGGACACAGAGAAAACAUGUGCAGACGAGGUCUCCAUUGCAGGGGAGAUGGCAGACCGGGAAGGAGACUCAGGAAAUGCAGGAGUCGGAGGAGGAGUUGGUGAACUGGUGAGCCCAGACAGCGGUAUGGCCACCAUCCGCAGCAGCCGUUCCUCCAAGGAGGGCUCUGUUUUCCUGAGUGACGACAGCCCAAUCGGUGAGAAUAUGGCUGGGGCGGCGGCGACGGCAGGACCCGGGCAACCGUUCUUCAGAAACCCUUCCCCCCUCGGGUUCUCAACCCUCUCCACACCCGUUGCACCUGAGAGGAGGAAGCAACGGCGAAGCCGAAACCGGAGCGAUAACUUGGAACUGUUUAAUUUUGACCCUUUACAAAAUAGUAACUCGUCCUUGCCAGCAAAGGUGUCCCUAGAAAACUUGGGGGAAACAGGAGCUGCUAGUCGAGGGGAAAGCUCCAGUCUGUCAGAAUAUGAGGAUCUGAGUUUGGUUGAUUUCUAUGCUCCUAAAUUUGGAUCUGCAUCUGAAGAUGCAACAUCAUCAGCCAAACAGAUAAAGUUCCAUUGUGGUGAUAUCCAUGAAGCUGAAGUUUCCCACACUCUCCUGAAUAGCUUGGUGGAUAGCAGCCAACCAAGCCAUUGUUCUUACAUCCAGGAAGAUAAGGAUGAAAGGCUUACUGGCCAUCAGCUAAAACAGAUCCUCACUCCCUCUUUGUCAGAGGUAUGGGAGGAAUUUGGCUUCAAAUCAGUGGCAGAGCAAACCAUGGUCGAAGAUAAUAUGUCAAAUUUAAAUAAUGUUGUCCAGACUGAGAGUGUGGGGAACAUUUUGGAAGCAAAUCGAGUCAAAGGUUCAAGCGAGGUUCACAUAUCAAAUUACCGGGAGGAUAAAACACUAAAACCUCAACUAAGUAUGAUUAUAGAUGCAGACAAUACCAUGAACCUGGACUCAGGAUUCACACAGUCAUUGGAUACUUCUACUUUGGCUGAUUUGCAGUUGACGCCUCCAGUCGAGGACACUGAUGGAAUGAUUUGGGCAAGUAUUGCUGGAGUUCAAGGAAAACUGUUCUCUGUAGCCAAAAAUAGAAAGUGGCCCAGCACACUUACACCAGAGAGCUCAAAAGAAGAUGAUGAGGGGAUGCUUAGAAGGAAAGGAGAGAGACAGACCGAACUGAAAGAUUUUUGGUCUUACUCAGCUGAGAAGGGCUUUAUCAAAUCUGAUAGCGGAACGACAACUUCCUACCCAGAGUCCCUAGAUAUGUGGAAUACAACUAUCCGCGAUGACAGUCUUUCACCUCUCACCACCCCCGAUGUUGAAAACCUACCGGAACUCUCUGAUUUCAAUAGUGGCCCGGUCUCCACUGUUGAGGACGGAGCUUUAAUAGAAAGCCCUCUGGGAUACACUGAGUUUGGCAUGGUGAUGUGGAACACCACCAUACAGGAAGAUAGCACUUCUUCAGUUACAAGUCCAGAUGCACCAGAAACAGGAAAAGGCUCUGGGCUCUCACAGGAUACAUCCAGAUAUGCACCUGCCACACAUAUGAACCAACAAGUCCAAAAUCAGAAGCAUGUAUAUCAGGAGAAACACACAAACAUUUUCGUGGCAGAAGAGGGUGUUCAAAUAAUCGUAGAAGAGGUGGGAGGAGAAGGUAACAGCCAGGUUAGUUAUACUUUGAGUGACCUUGUGGAGCAGGAUAUGACAGCAGAAGAUCAGCAAAAUCUGACUUUGAGCGACCAAAACCUUGAUAGUGGGGCCAUGCCUGUCCCUAAAAUGGUCACAUCCACGUCAGAGUAUGAUAAUGUAGGGGCUAGUGCUUGGACUGCCCCAACGUCUCCUGAAAUCUAUGCUAGUCCUGGCACACACAUGAUACAGUUAGAUGGAGAAUCCAGCCCUUUUAUCGCUUUUGUCAAACCUCAAGAAUCACAAAAGGGGAAUCAACACUGCGAACAGUCUGCCCCGUUACAUGAAAAUGAUCAUUCAAAAAGCCAGAUGUUCCUUUUUGAGGAAAUUAACGAGUUUGAUUGCAUUGGUUCCCCUAUCCAGUCUGAAAAUGUUAACAAUGGAAAAGAUGCACUGAAGAAGACAUCCAAUGGAUUUGAUUCUGAAGGUCAAUCAACUGUUCAAUCCCCAUUCAUUCUAGUGAAUGAUUCUCCCCUGUGCAACAGUACAGAAAGUUUUGAUUUGAGUCCAGAAGAUUCUCAAGCUAUUGCUCAAAUACACACUCAACAAGUAGUUUCCCUAAACAAAGAUGAUAGGGAAACCCUCCAAAAGGUUGCUGGGAGUAACAAAUCAACCAUGAGCAGUGACUUAUCACUUGAUUUAGAAACGACAGUUGCCCGUGUUCAUGAUGUAUCAGUCACUGAAAGAAAUGGCAAACCUCACGUUGAAGCAAGGGAAAAUGUCGAGGCUGCAGUCGUCGAAACAAUGUCCCUGAGCCCAAGCUCUGGGGGAGAGAGGGACGUACUGAGAUGUAGUCAUGACAGCCUUCUCCUCAGUAGCAUAGAUGAACUCAGGUCCAACUCAGAUGGAGAUUCUUCCUCAGGCCUAGAGAUGGAGUCCAUUGUGGUCUCUGGGUCAGUAACGGAGAGCAAGGGGGGGCAGAGUGAUGGUUUGAGCAGGGCGUGGCAGAGUGGUAGUGCCAAGCCAGUGGGAGAUGCAGGGAGGUCUAUGGAGACAUUCAGUAUGCUCUCAUGUGCUGCUACACUUCUGAAAGCCCAAGAAAUCAGGAAACAGUGCAGGCAAAAACAAACGAUAACCGAAAACGGUUCAGGUGCAUGUGAGAAUCAAGCUUUCUUGAUGCAAACUGUAGCAGCUAGACCCACUCACUCUGAUGUGGUGCCCUUGGAUAAAGGUUCACAUGAUGAACACGCCAAAAACCAGCCCUGUUCAAAAGAAGGAAUUAGUUUCCUUGAGUGCGCUGUUGAAUUGGCUACAGAUAUAUGCAGCUCCACUCAACAUGUUACAAGCGCUGAGCAUUGUCCAACAAUAAUAGAUAACACCAUUGAAGAUUUCAUUAUUCCAGAAAUUACCGGCCCAAACUUUUCAAAAACACCCCCCGAAGUUGUCCUAGAGCAGGACUUAACGGCGUCAUGUUGCAGCCUAUUGCAGGCUGCGGAAGAAACUUCAGACUGCCAGUCAAACCGCGUGGUACGGAGCAUGUCAUCCUCUUUGAGACAUCCGUCCGAUCACUUCCUCAAAACCAGAGAGGAGGUUUACGUCCAUUCCCAGAUAUCCAUGGAGGAUUCUGACGACGGGAUCCAGUCUCCCUCGGCAGCUCCGCGUCGUCCUCCUCUGCUGGGGGUGGAAUUCGGUUGGAAGGAGCCUACGGCAGGAGAAGACGUGCCCUCAAACCACUCGGAGCAGCCGUCCCCUGAGCUCACGCACAGCUCGUUUUCCCACAACAGCUCCUACAUCAGCACCCCGGUGAGCGAAUCUGGUCAGCUAACAGAGAGAGCCUGGGCUGGGUCCCCUUUCGCCGGGGAUCUCAUGGAGGAGGUUUGUGAUGAAGAGGAUGGGGGGGAUUUCAAUUCAGGGCCUCCUGUCUCUUCCUUUCGGACCGAAGGACAGGGGAAGGAGAGAGAAGGGGGAGGUUACCUUCAAAUGCCAUGCACGGGGCUCACAAAGGACCUUAUGGGGGGAGAGUGUACUGCUCAGCUUCUUGCUGUGCAGACAAUGGAGUCUACAUGGGGGGUGACUUCUCAAAGCAGAGAGGAUUCCUCAUCCAAAGAGCCGACAACGCUCCAUGGUUUCGAUGGAUCCCAAGAUCAGGAAAUGGGAGACAGUUCAAGUUACUCACAAAGUCAAAGGCACAUGGCUGGGACAGCGCAGGCCUUCGCCCUACCGCCGCCCUGCGGGAACAUUCUGUACCAGUGGACGAGAGACGCAAGCUCCACUGAGUGUCAAGCCAAACAUGGCUACAACUACCACCACACCGACCAGAGAGUUGAUAGCCAGGGCGACAGGCAUGGUGACCCUGACAGCAGUGUCGACGGUGAACCCAGCGUUUUUAUAUCCUCUGAACAAGGAGAUUAUGCUGCAUCCAUUCAGAACACCGGGCAGGAAUGCUACAAUCCAGAUGAUGAGGGGGAAGGCCAAGAUGGGUCUUAUCACAGGGGGAAGCUAGAAGGUCAGCCCAUCGACGGGUCACUGGACCACAGCGAGGGGUCUCUCACUACAGACGACGCCGUGGAAAGCGACAGUACUCCCAAGCUCAACACCGCGGCGGGCGCCCAGGAACCCAUCCCGGAGUACAGUGCGGCGGAGGAGCGCCGGGACAGCCUGCUGUGGAGGAGCGUGGCGAUCGGAGACCAGGAGCAUCGCGUGGACAUGAAGUGCAUCGAGCCAUACAGGAGGGUCGUCUCCCAUGGAGGUUACUAUGGUGACCAGAACGCCAUCAUUGUCUUUGCAGCGUGCUUCCUACCAGAUAGUAACUGUGAAAACUACAACUAUGUCAUGGAAAAUCUUUUCCUGUAUGUCAUUGGUACUUUGGAGCUGAUGGUGGCGGAGGACUAUAUGGUUGUUUAUCUAAACGGAGCCACACCGCGCCGGAGAAUGCCUGGCUUCAGCUGGAUGAAGAAGUGCUACCAGAUGAUAGACAGGAGGCUGAAGAAGAACCUGAAGCAGUUCAUAAUUGUGCAUCCUUCCUGGUUCAUACGGACUGUACUGGGUCUGACCCGACCCUUCAUAAGCUACAAGUUCAGCAGUAAGAUCAAAUAUGUGCACAGUCUGGCAGAGCUGUGGGCGAUGGUUCCCAUGGAGUAUGUGCAGAUUCCUGCGAGUAUUGUCAGGUACGAAGAGGAGAGGGGUAUACACACAUUUGCAUGCAUGAGACUGGAUAAAGAACUACAGCGAUCAGCAGACAAAGACAAGAAGAAGGGUAACUCUGCGGUGUGACGGGAGUCACCUGUGGAUUCAUCUUGAUGCAAGGCCAAUGCUACUCUAUUGAGUAUGUUGCAUGCCACGCCCUUUACAGUUCAUGGCUAUGGAGUGCAUAUGGUUGAACGUCUCCGCUGUAUAGCAGGUUAAUGGAUGUGAUGCAUAAUCAUACUCCAAACACUGUGCUGUUGCUAUGGAAGGAAUUCUGGCAUCAUUCAGAACGGAGAGAAAAUGAAAAAGAAUGUGGUUUCACACUGUAUUUGCAAAAACAUUUGUGCGAUGAAUGUGCCUAAAUGUUAUUUUAGUAUCUUCCCCUGGAUUUCGUUUGGAAUUUGUUAUUUUACCUAUGUGGUGUCAAGAUCAAUAACCAACUAUCCAGAGAUGUAUUUUUUAAUUAAAUGGAAUAGACUAGGGCUACCUAUACCACGUCAAAAUAGAGCUGUUCAUUGAGCCCUGCCCAUUGUAUUCAUUAUUGUGGGCUGUGCUGUCUUGAUUAUGUUGUCUAUUCAUUUAGUUCAUGUUUUAUGGCCAUUACCCUGUUUGAUAUGAUCAGGUCAGCUAUAUAUUUGGACUCCACUGUCAUGCAUGAAUUGCUGUCAAGGUGUCGUCGGCUCCUGGUUGGGAAACAUCUGUCUAUUUGCUUUCUUUGGUUUAUUCUGUUCCUUCGUCACAGUAAUAAAGAACCACAUAAAGCUUUCAAGAAAACAAA